UCCAUCCAUCCAUCCAUCCAUCUCUCAAACCUUGGAAAAAAUUCUUCCAUUUCUUUCUUUCCAUGAUCCCAGCUCGUCAAAUCGACAAUUUUCCCGAUAUAAUCUCUCCAUAACCGCCACCCUCCACCACCACCGCCGGCACCACCUCCUUUUUCCCCGUCUCUUUUGUAUUCACUACAGCUACAUUUACUCCACGUUUUCUGCCUUUUCUUUUUUUUUUUUGCCCUGCCCACGAAAUUAGUUGUCGAUUACCUUCCUUUUUUUUUCAUCAGUUAUAAUAGCGGUUACUCAUUCUUAGCCAUUUACGCAGUUUUUACAGACAAAACACAUUCUAAGCAUAUCUCCCACAACUUUUUUUUUUUAAUCUUUAUCUUAAUCUCUUCAAAUUAUGUGUAUCCCUUUUCGUAUUGGACUCUUUUCCAUUUUGACAAGUUAAAAGGAAAAAAAAAACAGAUUGUGGUUGUUUGUUUAGGAGUAAAACGCGGAAAAAAGGCCAUGCAGAAUUUCCGGGAGGAUUCAUUGUUAUUGUCUUCUCCCAAUCUGCUAUGCCAAGAAGAAACGGUCCAUGAUCAUGAUGGCGUCCAAGACUGUUUUUUGUCAAUUGGGCAUCAUCAUCAGCAAGAUGACGAUGAUGAAUAUGUGGAAAUGUUGCUGGACAGAGAGCUAAAUAGCAGCGGAAAUGGACUUCACAAUGAAGAGUUUACGUGUAAUAUUAGUGCCUCCUGGAUUAAAGAAGCGCGAUUGAAUGCAAUCCAGUAUAUCAUCAAUUCCAGCCUAUCACUUGGAUUCAAAAUCGAAACCACCUAUCUGGCAGUGACAUAUCUGGAUAGAUUUCUUUCAAGAAGACUCAUUGAGGAUGAAAAAUACUGGGCUGUAAGAUUACUGGCAAUAGCUUGUUUAUCACUCGCCGCGAAAAUGGAAGAAUGCAGAGUCCCAUUGUUAUCAGAAUUUCCAGCCCAAGACUAUAACUUUGAGUGUAAUGUUAUUCGGAGGAUGGAGCUUUUGGUAUUGGAUACAUUGGACUGGAGAAUGGCAUUGGCAACCCCUUUCAGUUUCACUUAUUAUUUUGCAUCAAAGCUCUGUCAAAGCAAUCCCAUAAGAGAAACAGUACCCAGAGUCAUUGACAUUCUCUCGGCCACAAUAAAAAACGUCAAAAUGACGUAUCAUACUCCGUCUGCCAUUGCAGCAGCAGCCACAUUGUUGAUAUUGGAUCAAAGAAUGACAAGGGAGUCUUUGGUGCUUAAAAUCAACACGUUAUCUUCUUGUAGCAAUCUGAAAAUUGAUGAUAUAAUCUCAGUUUAUAAUCAAAUGAAAGAAUCGGAUAUACUACACAACAAUAGAAGUAUAGAGUCGCCCCUGAUAUCACCACUCAAUCUGCAAAGUGACAACACCAUUGAUAAUGUGGGAAGUUCUUUGAUUACUUCCUCAGGGGUUUCAGCUAAAAGAAAGAGCCUCAAUUUCAAUGAUGAGAAUGGUCAAAACUCAAAACGUCACAAUUCCAGAGACUAAAAUAAAAAAAAAAAGAAGAAAAGGAUAUCGGCAAAAAAGAGUGGGUUUUGGCGGGUAAAAUGAUUGGCCUACAUUAGGCCUACCUUUAUAAUUAUAUCUGAUUUCUUAUUGAUUUUUGUUUUUGUAUUGGUUCUUCCUGUUGUAUACAUCGUGAAUGACGAGAAGUUUAUUGGUCAUGUCGAUGGAAGUUUGAAGUCAACAGUCACCAGCUCAUAAGGUCGAGUUCUGGGAGCAAGCAAAUGCUUUCUGCAGGAUUUCAAAGAUGACUUCCAAAGUGGGAGAACUAUUCUUGAUUUUGACACAUCGAUAUACUUUUUUUAAUCCCUUUUUAAUAUAUUUGUGGUGAUAUAUGAACAUAAAUCCCUCUGGCAUGAAGGCAGCCCAACUUUUUAAGGGUAAUGCUUGGGGGAUGCUUGCUUUUUUGAAAGGCUGAAAGCAAGAGACUUUUUAAGAGAGGAAGAAGAAUGGCAUUUGUUUUUACUGUGUGAGUGUGUGUGAUUUGAUGCAUCAAAAUGUGUUGAAUGCAUUAUCAGAGUUCAGAGCUACUAGUACUACUGUUGGAUGAAACUUUUUUGUAAAGUUUCCUGAAAUUUUUAUUGGAUUUUUGUUUGAAUGUUCUAAGCAUUAAUUAAUACUAUUGAGGCAGGUCCCUCCUGUUUUCACUAAUAGGGUUUAGCCUCGUGUUGAAGCUUGAACUCUUGGAGGAAGAUUGCAUUGUGAAAACCAAUGUAAAUGGUUCUUAAGUUGUUACCAUUAUGUUAAACAGAUCUACUUUUACCGUCUGAUCAUUCAUAAAAUAACGUUAUCUCCCAUCAUGUUUUG
Molecule: messenger RNA, 2331 nt
Organism: Oldenlandia corymbosa var. corymbosa
Lineage: Eukaryota; Viridiplantae; Streptophyta; Magnoliopsida; Gentianales; Rubiaceae
Source: the annotation of a GenBank genome assembly